Molecule: messenger RNA, 8407 nt
Organism: Diceros bicornis minor
Lineage: Eukaryota; Metazoa; Chordata; Mammalia; Perissodactyla; Rhinocerotidae
Gene: ZFP28
Product: ZFP28 zinc finger protein
Exons: 8
Coding region: 36-2639 (867 amino acids)
Biological process (GO): negative regulation of transcription by RNA polymerase II
Molecular function (GO): DNA-binding transcription repressor activity, RNA polymerase II-specific
Source: RefSeq, a predicted model, not a curated record
CGGCCGCGGGGAGCGUGUGCGCGCACAGCGGGGUCAUGCGGGCGGCGGGCGGGAGCGCGCGGGGCCGCGAGCCGGGGUCCCCGCCGCGGCGAGGCGCCCCCCGCACAAAGCCCGGGGCGGGCCGAGGCCGGACCGCGGGGACCCCGGCCUCCUUCGCCCGCCCUGCCCGGGGAAGGCCGCGCGGAAGGAAUGGCUUCACAUCCAAGGGCCAGCGAGGAACGGUGACCACGGGGCCUGAGAACAGAGCUCUGCCUGCCAGGGACACUGCCCUUCUCCAGGAGAGGAGGCACAAGCAGGAGGCAGCGGGGACAGGAAUUGAACUGAAAGCCGUGCCCCCGAGCUCGGUGACGUUUGGGGAUGUGGCCGUGGACUUCUCCCAAGAGGAGUGGGAGUGGCUGGACAUGGCUCAGCGUAGUCUGCACAGGAGCGUGAUGCUGGAGAACUACAGGAACCUGGCGUCGCUGGGACUUUGCGUUUCUAAGCCCGAUAUGAUCUCCUCACUGGAACAGAGGAGAGAGCCCUGGAUGGUGAAGAGCAAGUCGACUAGAAGCCCGUGCCCAGACUUGAAGGCUGUGCUGGAGACCAAGGAGUUACCGUCAAAGAAGGACUUCUGUGAAGAAAAGUUACCUCAGGCAGUGCGAGUGGAGAGACUCACAAACUGCAGUCUGCAGUGCUCCAUAUUCGGGGAAAACUGGGAUUACGAUGCUCUGUUUGAGAGGCAGCCGGGCUUGGUGACCAUCACAAAUAUGGCCAUAGACUUCUCCCAGCAGCUCGAGCCAGCUCAGAAGAGUUUCUGUAAGGGCGUGAUGUGGGAGAGCCAUGACCUGGGGUCAGUAGGACGUUGUGUUUCUAAGCCAGAUUUGGUCUCUUUACUGGAGCGAGGGAAGGAGCCCUGGCUGGUGAAGAGAGAGCUGGCAAGAGGCCUGUUCUCAGGUCAACAGUCUAUACGGGAGACGCAGGAAUUAUUUCCAAAGCAGGAUUCAUUUGCUGAAAUGGUAACAGACAGAACUUCAAAGACUAAGCUGGAGUGUUCCACUUUCAGAGAAAAUUGGGAUUCUGAGGGUGUGUUUGAAAGGAAGCUGGUAGCUCAGGAGGCACAAUUCAAGCGAGAGACACUCACUCAUAACAAAACCCUCUCUAUGGAAAGAGAGCGUACAUGUAACAAAUCUGGAAGGUGGUUCCAUAUAGACGUUUCAGAAGACAGAGGUCAUAACUGUGAUUCAGUUAAGAAAACUUUCCCUAAAAAUUCAGUGGUAAUAAAACAUACAGGAAUCUAUGCAGGAAAGAAACUUUUCAAAUGUAAUGAAUGUAAGAAAACUUUUACCCAGAGCUCAUCCCUUACUGUUCACCAGAGAAUUCAUACUGGAGAGAAACCCUAUAAAUGUAAUGAAUGUGGGAAGGCCUUCAGUGAUGGCUCAUCCUUUGCUCGACAUCAGAGAUGUCACACUGGCAAGAAGCCCUAUGAAUGUAUUGACUGUGGAAAAGCUUUCAUACAGAACACAUCCCUUAUUCGUCACUGGAGAUAUUAUCACACUGGGGAAAAACCCUUUGAUUGCAUUGACUGUGGGAAAGCCUUCAGUGAUCACAUAGGACUUAAUCAACAUAGGAGAAUUCAUACUGGAGAGAAACCCUACAAAUGUGAUGUGUGUGACAAAUCCUUUAGGUAUGGCUCAUCCCUUACUGUCCAUCAAAGGAUUCAUACUGGAGAAAAACCGUAUGAAUGUGAUGUUUGUAGAAAAGCCUUCAGUCAUCAUGCAUCACUCACUCAGCAUCAAAGAGUGCAUUCUGGAGAAAAGCCUUUUAAAUGUAAAGAAUGUGGGAAAGCUUUUAGGCAGAAUAUACACCUUGCUAGUCAUUUGAGGAUUCAUACCGGAGAGAAGCCCUUUGAAUGUGGGGAAUGUGGUAAAUCCUUCAGCAUCAGUUCACAGCUGGCCACCCACCAGAGAAUUCAUACUGGAGAGAAGCCCUAUGAAUGUAAGGUUUGUAGUAAAGCAUUCACCCAGAAAGCUCACCUUGCACAGCAUCAGAAAACUCAUACCGGAGAGAAACCAUAUGAGUGUAAGGAAUGUGGUAAAGCCUUCAGCCAGACCACACAUCUUAUUCAACAUCAGAGAGUUCAUACUGGAGAAAAACCAUAUAAAUGUAUUGAAUGUGGGAAGGCCUUUGGUGACAACUCAUCCUGUACUCAACAUCAGAGGCUUCACACUGGCCAAAGACCUUAUGAGUGUAUUGAAUGUGGGAAGGCAUUCAAGACAAAGUCAUCCCUUAUUUGUCAUCGCAGAAGUCACACUGGCGAGAAACCUUAUGAAUGUAGUGCAUGUGGCAAAGCCUUUAGCCAUCGUCAAUCUCUUAGUGUACAUCAGAGAAUUCAUUCUGGAAAGAAACCAUAUGAAUGCAAGGAAUGUAGGAAAACCUUCAUCCAAAUUGGUCACCUUAAUCAACACAAAAGAGUCCAUACUGGAGAGAGAUCGUAUAACUAUAAGAAAAGCAGAAAAGUCUUCAGGCAGAGUACACAUUUUGCUCAUCAGAGAAUUCAUACUGGAGAGUCAUCCACACGCCCCCCUUUACCUUCCACAUCAACUCCUGUGGAUCUGUUCCCCAAAUUUCUCUGGAAUCCAUCCUCACUCCCAUCACCAUAGUCUCAAGACAUCAUUAUUUCAGCUAGACUACUCCACUAGUUUAAAAAAACUUGUCUCUCUGCUCUUUUUGUUUUUGUCCUUUACAAGUUUGUUCUUCACGUUGCAGUCAGAUUGACUUUAUUAAGUGUAAAUGCAAUUCAUUCACUCCUCAUGUAAAAAUUUGUGUUGAGAUCUUUUAAAUUGGUUAAUGCAUAAGAUAUUCUUAGCACGGAGGCUGAUCCAUACUAAGUGUUGAGUAAUUUUAGCUCUUUUAAAAACAUUAUUUUGGGACAUUGAAGAGUUACCAGAGUUAACUCUGAGUAGAAGUGAUGCAUAGAAUGAGGCUAGGAGAAACCAGAUUUUAGAUCAGGAACGGGAGUUUCAAGGUAGCCAGUGAGGCUUUACCAGUGUUGGUGUGAAACUUGAUUCCAUAGGUUGAGUUAGUAUUGUGGCUUACCAUCUUAUCUGCAUAAAUGUAAGGUGAUGUGACCUUGUUGGUGAGGAAAUUCAACUUCGCUAUACAUUUGCCAACAGUCUUAGAAAGUGUGUGGAGAGAAUGGAUGAGUGGGCCACUUGGAACAAAAGAACUGAAACAAUCAGAAAAAUGCGAGAUUUACAUGCAUAAGUUAAAACUACUGACGUGUUACUAAGAAUUAGAAAAUUUAGCAAGAUUUGACCUAUUUAAAGUCACCUGGGCUUAUGAAUUAAUCCUAUUAAACUUUCAAGGAACUGUUAACCUUGAGGUAAACUGAUCUAGAGUAGGUGUCAGCAAACUAUGACUUAUGGCCAGAGUCUCAUUGACUGUUUCCAUAUGGCCCAUGAUGUAAAUUUUAAGAAAAUUUUAAAUAGUUGAACAAGUGAAAAUAAUAUUUUAUGACAACAUGAAAAUUAUAUGAAAUUUAAAUUUCAGUGUCUGUAAAUAAAGUUUUAUUGGCUCACAGCCACACUCAUUUGUUUACAUAUUGCCUGUGGCUCCCUUCACUCUACAGUGGCAAAGAUGAGUAGGUGCAACAGACAACAUGGCCUGCAAAACCUCAGACAGUUACUCUCUAUCCUUUUACAGAAAAAGUUUGCCAACCCCUGCUCUAGUGCAGAGAAGAAUAUGCAAAAGGUUCUAAUUAUGUCUAUGAGGGUAAUACAACCCUCACAUCAAAAACAAGAAAAACUAUAAAACAAUUUAUGAAUAAAGUUGAAAGGAAAUUAUUAAACUGCAUUGAACAAGAAAAAAGAUGUCAACAGAAGAAAUACGAUAUUUUUCUAGAUGAAAUACUCAAUACUAUUAAAAUGUUUGUAAAUUGUCAUUCACAGCAGAGCCCCAGUAGGAUAUGUUUACUUUGACAGUUUUAGUUAAAACAACACGAGGAAGGACAAUUUGGCAAGCAUAGCAGGGAAAUUUUUGAAAUAGAUUUCUUUGCAUUUGAGAUUUUGGUAUAUAAUAAAACUGGUUUUUCAUUAUUGGAGAGAUGAUGUUUUUGACAGUUGGUUAGCCAAUCUCCAAAAAAGAAAAGUUAGAAGCACACUUAUACCUUACAGAGAAAUAUAAUACAAUUGUAUUUAACAUCUCUAAUUAUUAAAUAAUAUGUUAGAGGCAAACUAGAAAAGAGGAAGGCUCUAAGUAGGACAUGGAGUUCUAGAAGACCUAAGGAAGAGAGUAAGCUGGCCUAUACAAAGAUUUACAACUUUGUUGUGGUGAAAGUCACCAAAAAGAUGUAAAAGGCAGUUGACAGAAAAUAUACACACUUAUAUGAAAGAAUAUAUCAUUUAGGAACAAAGUGUUAUUACACAUACAAAGCAGUGGGAAGAAAAUUGGCAGUGCAUACCAACAGGCAUGUCACAGUUGAAGAACUCGAAUAAAGAAAAUUUGUGAAGUUCUUAACCUCAUUAAUCAGAAAAUUACUAAUUAAAAUUUCUUGGCUCUCAGAUUAAAAUCUAAAAUUUGGAUAAUAUCCAACACUGCUAUCAGUGUGGGAAAACAGGUACUUGUUCAUCAUUAGCAGUGUAAAUUCAUCUCCUACCUUUUUGGAUGGCAAUAUGGCAUGAUCUAUCAACAUAAUAAAUGUGCAUUCCCUUUGAAACAGUAAUUCUAGAUCUAGGAAUUGUAUCUCAUUGGAAUAAAUAGGUAGAUGUAAAUAAUAUUUAUUGCAGAAUUGUUUUAAUUAUGACAAAUAGGAUUUCAGUGUCCUGCCAAGCAGAUUGAUUAAAUUGUGAUUAUUCAAUACUGUGUUGUUCAGUUAGUAGAAGGAGGUUAAGCUCUAUGUAUGCUUCUAUGGAGAGUUGUCUGUCCACAAUAUAUUAAAUGAAAUAUGUGAUUUGCAGAACCUUAUGUGUAAAAUGAUCUUGUAGUCAUAGAGUCAAAAUUAAUAUUGAAUAUAUAUAUGUGUGUGUGUAUAUAUGUGUGUGUGUACAUAUAUAUAUAUUCAGUAUAUAUGUUGAAAUAUGUUUUUGUCUUUAACACACAUACUUUCCCUAGCUAUUUGAAGACACUUUUUGUUCUUCAUUUUAUAUUGUUCUGGUGAACUGCUAGUCACACAUGGCUCCAAUUAAGCCAAUCAGAUUUUUCAUUCUUUGUAUUUUGAUUGGAUACACAGGGACAGUAGCAGGGCCAAUAUUCAGCUUUAUGCAUGGCCAUAAUGGAUGUUUUCUUUCAGUCAGUAUUCAUUUUGAUUGGUUGGGGCCCUUUUUGUACUAGCUGUUAAAUAUAUGGAAUAUCACUCCUGGAGUGGAAGUAAUUGGAAUUGAGUCAUCCUUUUGGCAGCAUCCUAAAGAUUUCUGCAUCUCUAUACCUAUCACUCUAGUCCAUUAAAAUGACUCCUGCUUUCUCACAUCCUAGUUUUGUUCAGUUCUUUAAAUCUGCGGGGCACCUGGUAUUCUUCCAAUAUUUAAAUUAUUUUAAAUUAGAGUUAUCAUCUUUCAACCAAGAAAGCUGGGCCAUAUAGAGAAACUGAUACUAGAGAAUGAUUAUCAGACUGUAGAGAAGCAGAGUAUUAAGGAUUGAUUAUUGAAUAAGAUAGAUCAAAAGACAGAGAAACUUGUAAUCCUGUUUUGUACCAGGAGAGGAUAUUCAUGAUACAGCAGGAUCAUAAGCUCAUUGUGCAUGAGGGGAUUGAUAGCUCUUACCAAAAACUAAAGGUGAAGAAGAAUGCUAGUUCCAAAAGUAUAUGUGAUGCUUGUUUAUAAUGAAAUUGGAUAGGUAAAAGGCCACUUGAAAUUCUGACCUUAAGCAAGAAAUUGAAGUCAGGGCCCUUUUAUAAUUGUGUUAGGAAUCAUCUUACUGCUUCUAACCAUGAGGGUGCAAUUGCUGAAGCCUAAAUGCAACAGUAGAUCCAGUUAGUUGCUGAACUGUGAUGCUUACUGAAUUCCUAACCUUGCCACUUCUCUUAAAUGAAAUUUAUGUCUUGGGAAAGAUUUGAAUCCACGUUAUUGUAAUGGGGCUAUCAUGAAGGAUUCAAGGGUCUUAGAAAACUUCGACUCUCUCUCAAACCGUAAGAAUCUUCCCUACUAAUUCUCCUUGCUGUACCUCCCUUGAGUCUGCUUUUCUAGUUCCACCAUCAUUGCUUGGUUGGUAAUCAAAAUCGGAAUUUAAUAUGACCUGUAACUUGAAAUACAAAAAGAUAGGGAGGAGAUUACUCUCACCCAGACAUAUUUAAUAUCCUUCACUAAUUAUACCAUCAAAAAUCUAGGGAACAUUUUUGGAAAUGUAUUUUGAGAGUUAGAAAGUACUUUGUAUAAUAUAUAAAGACUUGAAAGAAUUCAAGAGUUUAUAAUGCUGGAUUAGAUUAUUUAUGUCCAUGCCCUUCACUCAUCUUUUGCAAGGUCCUGUCAGGACCCAGUAGCUUUUGUAUGUUCUUUUGACAUAAAAGAAGCACUAACAUCUUAAAUUUUUCCUAACAUCUCCUCCUCUAGUUACUGGGACUUCUCAUAAAAGUGAUUGCACUUGGAAAGGGUAUCUUAUUUCUGUAGUGAAAAAGGACACGUGUAGUAGCUGAAUUACAGGGUAUCGGUUAACCAUGAGAAGAAAGUGCAAUGGUCAUAAUAAACCUCAGACUCCAAGAAUGUUCUGAUAUCCGCUAUUUCCACUGUAUUUAAUAAUUGAUCCCCAGGGUUGAAACUACACUACGGUCUUGUUUUAAUUAAAAACACUCCAUCGCAUGGCACCAAGUCCCACAUUGACUUCAGUCAGUUGAAAAGGUGGUGAGUACUCCUGAGUGAUUGUAAUUAAAAUCACUAUGAACAUUUCCACUGGAAUUCCUAAAAGACUUGCAUUUAUGCAGAGUAAGGGCUUAUGGGGAAUUCUUACCUAGUGUAGCUUAUAGCAGGUCCAGUGCCCACAAACCCGUACUAUGGUUAUUUCCCCAGGUCCUGGGUAUGUAUUUGUUAAUGAUAUCUGUGAUAUGACUAUAUGACCACCAAAAGUUUGUGCUUCCUUUCCAUUGUCUGGAAUUGAUUCUGGAAUGUGACUGCCCAGGUACAUCCUACAUUACUCAGGCACUAUUGCUUCUAGUUUUGGCUAUAAGAUUAAUUUUCUUCAAUGUGGUUUGAAUAGGAGUGAUGUAUGUCACUCAGGGCUUGAUUAUUAAGAAGGGGAUGUGCCAUCUAGCUGGAAGAAGGUUCAAUAUCUAGAAUGCAAUAAAAAUUAUUAGAUAUAUGAAUCUUUCUCUAUGACAAAAAACAAAACAUAAGCCACAUUCAAAAGGAAAAAGCAACUGAGACCAGUCCUGAGAUAACCCAGAUAUUGCUGUUAGUAAACAAGAAUGUUAAAGCUGCUAUUAUAAUUAUUCUGAAGGAUAUAAAGGAACGUGUGAGAUUAACGAAUGAGCAGAUGCGAAUUUUAGCAAAUGAACACAAACAAUUUGGAAAUAGGAUUUCUAAAACUGAGAAAUACCGUAUUUGAAAGUAAAAGUUAACUGGAUAGGUUUAACAGCAAAUUGGAGGUGGCAGAAGAGUCAAUUAAGUUGAAUAUAGAUAAGUUAAUCUGAAAUACAGAAAGAAAAGAUUGAAAGAAAAUGAAUAAUACUUCAGUGACGUGUGAUAAUAUAAAAAGAUCUAACACACAUGUAAUUGGAGUUACAAAAGCAGAGGAAAAGGGAUGGAAUAGAAAACCUGUUUGAAUAAUGUCCAGAAAUUUCCCAAAUUUGGUGAAAGAUACAUAUUUCUACAUUCUAGAAUGUCAUAAAACCCAAGCAGGAUAAAUACAACGAAGACCACACCUGGGGGGCAUCACUAUGAAUCUUCUGAAAUGCAAAGAUAAAAAGAAAACCUUAAAAGUGGCCAAACAAAAAUGAUACAUUACAGACAAGAACAAUGAUAUGAAUGAUGGCUGGCUUUUCAUAACCGGAAACAGAGGACAGAGGACAGUGGAAUGAUACUUUUUUAAGUGCAGGGAGGAAAAGGGAAAAAAAAACCUUUCAAGCUAGAAUUCUAUAUCCAGAGAAAAUGUCCUUCAAAAUGGAGGUAAAAUAGACAUUUUUAGAUAAACAAAAGCUAUGAAUUGGUUACUAGCAAAUCUACAUGACAAAAAAUGCUAAAAGGAAGUUCCUCAGGCUUGAGGUAAAUGUUGGUUGAUAACUUGUAUCUUCAGGAAGGAAUGAAGAGCAUCAGAAGUGGUAAAUAUGUGGGUAAAUUUUUAAAACCUAACAUUUAUUCUCUUUGUUUUUACAAACUUCAUCUAAAACAUGAUUGUUAAAGUCAAAAUUAUAACAUUGUAUCAUGGAGUUUAUAGUGCAUAUAGAUGUAAUAUAUAUAUAUUUCAUAAAUGAUGGAGACAAGUAGAAUUAUAUGUUUGCAAAUUU